Molecule: messenger RNA, 375 nt
Organism: Zingiber officinale
Lineage: Eukaryota; Viridiplantae; Streptophyta; Magnoliopsida; Zingiberales; Zingiberaceae
Product: pentatricopeptide repeat-containing protein At4g33990-like
Exons: 1
Coding region: 1-375 (124 amino acids)
Biological process (GO): RNA modification
Molecular function (GO): RNA binding; protein binding
Source: RefSeq, a predicted model, not a curated record
AUGGCAGCGAUCACCGAAUUGUUUGAGCGGAUGAUGAUGCUCGGGUUGCCCAUGGAUAAGGUCACUGUGAUGAGCAUUCUGCCAAUUUGCACACCCCUGCAGAAUCCUUUAUUGGGUCUUUGCAUUCACGUUUACUACAUCAAACACGGUAUGGAUUCAGAUUUGUUUGUGUCUAAUGCGUUAAUUGACAUGUAUGCGAAGUUGGGUCAUUUGGAAGAAGCACAGAAGGUAUUUAAGGGAAUGGUAGAUAGAGAUUUGGUGACCUGGAAUUCUAUCAUUUCUUGCUAUGAGCAAACUGGUGAUGCUAACUCUGCACUUAAUGUCUUAAUCUAUUCAAUGAGAUGCAGCAGAGUGGCAUUCAACCUGAUCGAUUAA